Messenger RNA from Acaulospora morrowiae, 486 nucleotides. The record is from the annotation of a GenBank genome assembly. Lineage: Eukaryota; Fungi; Glomeromycota; Glomeromycetes; Diversisporales; Acaulosporaceae.
AUGGAACAGUCGUACGCACUGAAAGACAAAACUGUUAGACUUUACAACUUACCUGUAGCAUGCCGGCAGCUGACGAUCUUACACCGAUGCAAUAUCCUAGGAAAGUUGAUGAUGCGGAGACCGAAUACCGUCGCUAGAUUAAGGAUGAAUGACAUCGUCCUGAUCGAUAGGAUCAUUUGUAGUCCAAAGAUAUCACGUGAUGCAGAGACGGAAAUUGUGGAAGACGAUAAUAAGUUAAUGAAAGUAAAACUGGCGAAAGAACAGCAACCAACCAACAGAAGUACCAAUUUAGCUGGUGAAACUCAACCAUCCGAUACUCCACCACCAGUAAUGGCAAACCGUAAUGCUGAAUCUAAAAAGUCAAAAAUGAAAGAAUCACCUAGUGCAUCUCAGAAUUUAGCAACGGAUAUACAACUAGUCAUGAAGAUAGAAUGUAUGAUGGUGUGGUGGGUUAGUUGGAGUUUUAUAAAUGGAGCAUAUAAAUAA